Molecule: messenger RNA, 980 nt
Organism: Daphnia pulicaria
Lineage: Eukaryota; Metazoa; Arthropoda; Branchiopoda; Diplostraca; Daphniidae
Exons: 3
Coding region: 87-632 (181 amino acids)
Source: RefSeq, a predicted model, not a curated record
GCCCUAGCCUAUAAAAGAGAGUCGCCAUCCACCAGCCAGUCUUCAUUCCCAGAGUGCAUUUCCAACCGAACCCAACUAGCAAAAGAAUGUUUCGCUGCUCCUUCACGCUCGUCGCCUGCGCGGUGGCCGUCAUGGUGAUGGAGACGGGAGCCCAAAACACAUACUACUACCGCCCGUCCGCCCUGUCCAGCCGCUACAAGACAGUUCCAGAGAAGAAAUCCAUCAAUUCAAUUAAUUCCAUCGACGACGACGAUUACGAUUCAUUCAAGCCCGACUACAACACCUUCAUCAAACCAUACAACCCGUUCGGCAACAACGGCUGGGCACGGCCGGCAGCAGUGCAACAAAAGCCAACAACAAUGACGCAAUACAAAUGGAAAUUCGACUCGAUCGAAUCGGAUGAAUCGGACGAAUAUUAUCGGAGACCAUCGACCAGGCCGGCCAAACCGGUGGCCAAUAAGCCCCCCGUCUCCUAUUACCACUCGGAUUCCAGCGAGUCGGACGAGUUUUACUACAGACGACCAGCCUCCAAGCCCAUUGCCAAAAAGGCGCCGAGCACUUAUUACCAUUCCGACGAGUCCGACGAGGAUAUUUACAGACGAUUCUUGGCGUCCUAUCGCAGCAAAUUCUAGGUCACAGGUGUAUACUACCCAACUAUUAUGUAUACCCUAUAGCUGACACUGGGAGAAAAAAACAACAAAGUAGAGUGUGUGUUUGUGAUUUGCUGGCCCAAACUGCCCCCCAAAAGUUCGGACAACAAUUUUAUAGCCACCGACUUUAUCAACCCCAAAAGAAAAACCACGAACCGACAACAAAUUUAAAACAAUUAAAUUGUGUUUCGUGUUUAAUUCGAAACAGUUGAAUGCCUCAAUUCAUGUAUAACAACAGCAACCCAGUGCUAUUACUCGUGUAUCAAUUUUUUUUUCUGCCAGUUGUAUUGUAUAAUCUAUUGUAUAAUAAUACACGAAAUUAUCUAAUGA